Molecule: messenger RNA, 1114 nt
Organism: Onthophagus taurus
Lineage: Eukaryota; Metazoa; Arthropoda; Insecta; Coleoptera; Scarabaeidae
Source: RefSeq, a predicted model, not a curated record
UGGUGUUUAUAAAAUGAGUAAAACAAAUAAACAUGAUAAAAACCAAGUGUCAUCGUCUGAAUUUUUUAAUAAAAAUCCCGAUUUAUUCCAAGUUAGUCCACGACCUGGAGGAUUUUUAACGCUUUUAGUUCCAACUAGAUCACAAGGAUGUUUACCGUUGGUAAAUAAAAAGGUGUCACGCAAUUCAUCGAUAGUCAACGAAAUUGAUUAUUGUAAAUAUAACGAUACGAUUCCGAUGUCCGUUACUACAUCACCAAGUAAAUUUUCUGUAAAACCACCCGAUGCUUUUUCAUGCCCCGUUAAAAUCCAAUCAAAAACGGCUUCUGAAUAUUACCCAAGUAGUACAUCAACUUCGGUGUCUUCAAAAACUGAAACAACAGAAAUCCAUCGACUAUCAAUGGAAAUGCUUGGGGUGACUAUUAGUUGUGUUAUGCAAAUAGCAGCAAAUUUGGAUGUGUCCAAAGAAACUUUAGAGGUCGCCAAAACGUAUUUAAGAUGUAUGAAAGAUGAAAAUGGAAACAAACCAAGAAAUAUUUUCGGUAUUUUAAAUGAAAUAAGGAAAUUAUUGCAAGAAAAAACGAGCGAUGUUGAUGACGAUGGUAGCCAAAGUUCGAUUGGAUCUUCUAUUUUUGAUAAUCCGACAAUUCCAAAUUCAAGCAACUACGCCCUCAUUCAAUACUCAGCAAUCAUUGCACACUCAACCGUCAACCAACACUCAGCAAUCAUUCAACACUCAACAAAGUGCUACAGAUUUGUUUCGCAACCUCAGUGAUCCAGGGUGAAGCAAAAUAAUUUAUAUUACCUACGAAUUUAUAAUAUUAUUCUGUUGUAUUGAUUUGAUGAGCCUAUUGUUUGGAAAAUAUUUUUGUACUACAUUUCUUGUGUAUUUUAUAAGUUAUUAACAAUAUUCAAUACCUUACCUUGAGAUCUUUUAAUGCCUUGUAAAUUGCGUCGCAUGUUUCUGGAAUUUUGGCGCUUAGGGCUGAUUUGGAAAUAAUUGUUGAAAAUUUCAAAUCCUCAUUACUUGCCAAAAAUCACGGCGUAUCUGAUAUCCGUUCGUGGGGGUUAAUAAUUUAAUAAUAAAUAUAAAUCAAUGAAAAAUACGGAACAAUUU